AAAAAAAAUAAAAAAUUUUCAAAAUUGCGAUAAAAAUGAUAAAAAUUUUACAAUAAUGUGAAUCAUGUUAAUCUAAUAAUUGAAUAUUUCCAAGUGGACGAUUUAUCGAGUAUUCUGGUCUGUAAUACGUACAAUGUUAUAUUUCGCAUAUUAAGAGCUUCGUUUUUAAAAAAUUCCUAUGACGUGGUGUUAUGACAUUGGUGGGUAUACUGAAAAUUUUACUAAGUUGCGAAGAUGAUGAGGUUGAACGAACAGUGCAAAAUUUUCUAUAUAAAAUGCUCCUCGUUGGCCGAGAUGUGUGUUUCAUACUGGCAGUAGUUUUCACUGUCGUAGCUGUCAUAACAAACAGUCAAAAUAAUACUCGCAGAGUUCCUCCGACUAAGCCCUUCUUCAGCAAUGGCACCUGGGUCGAUGAUUACUUCGCCGGCGAGUUGUACUACGCUAUAUUAAAAGCUACAAAGUACGAUGUGAUAUUCCUAAUGCUGUAUGCUCCGUGGGACGCAGAUAGUCAAAAUGCUCGAUCAGAAUUUGAAACAGCUUGUCGAUAUUUUCAUAAAAAAGUAUACUGCGCCGCAGUCAACUGUUGGCAAGCGAGUGGAGGUUGUAAAGCUCUUUUCGAAAAUGUCGCCAUGUAUCCUUUAUUCUUACUGGAUUUGAGAAAUAUCCCGUCGAUAAGAUAUAACGGUGAAUACAGUUCUUCGCAUAUGAUCCAUUUCUUGUCCACUGUCAUAAAACCGUUACAAAGAAUUCAUUCGGUGGACGAAUUCAACAAAUUGAGCGGUACAUGCGAUGCGUUGGUUGUUUCAUUUCUACCGGGAUAUAAAUUAUACAAACGGUAUUACACCGCUUCUAUCAAGUACUUAGAACGUGAUCCAAGACGUGACACAUGUUGGGCUUUUGUAACCGAUCACAAGUUAGCCGACGUUCUACAACUCGAACUGAACACUGUCAGGUUGUAUUUAUGGAAUGAGAGUUUGGUGUACAGAGACGACUUCAUUGAUAACGCCAUUGUCAAAUGGGUACACGAUAACGUCGACUCUCUAACGCGAUGGGUGUUUUUGAAGAACUCCAGGAGCGAUUUAGUGUCAGAUUUAAUCGAACAUAAUCCAUCUGUGAUCUUAUUUACUCCGAGGAACAUGUACCUAGAAAGCAAUCCGGCUUAUUUAUUGUUGAAAGAGGCUGCUCUCGAAUACAAAAGUUGUUUCGAAAUUUCCGUUGCGAAACAAGCUAUACCGUAUAUUUCUCGUAAACGUCAAGAAAUCCUGCAAGAUUUCCAUUACUGGGAUAAUCUGUGCGAUGAACGGUUUAUUUAUAUGGGAGAUGCUUACGAAUUGUUUCUCGAUACGUACGCUACGAAAGAAGUAUUCGACGAAAGUUUGCAAAAUAUGACGACAGCCAGAAGUUCGUACAAGAAUAAAAACGAUUAUACUAGUCGCAAUUUUACCCUCGGAAUGAAUUUAAAAUACGAUAAAAGAUCUCCGGAGAAUCUAGUCUUAUUUCAUAUCCGCGACAAGUGUCGCUGGUUGAAGAUGAUGAAGAAAACGUACGAGUAUUCGUAUCUUCGUGAUAAAUCUGAUAAACAACAUUUCAAUAGUGAUCUUCCCCUACCACGUGAUAUUUGCAGUUUAAAUAGGACUUUUACUUUUUUCGCUGUUGAUUCUUUGUUAUAUUCUUAUUUUUCUGAAGCAUUAGGCAUAAAUUUAAGUAACUAUAAGGAUAAAACGGCAAUUGUGAUAGUUAAUAAUAAGGUUGAAGAAGCAUACGUAUUACCUGAUCAAUUCGUUGAUAAAAAUACUUUACUACAAUUUAUGAUCGAUGUGAGUAAUCGAACCAUUCCACGAUGGAUGAAAUCAACCAGAGAUACGUCGUUGUAUACGCAUCGUUAUCAAAUUCCAAAAAAUCUUUCUUCCAGCGAUUUUGUGGUCGCAGAAUUGCAUAGUGAAACAUUCCAAUCUGUGGUUUUAGACUCUUCGAAACAUGUAGUGGUCUACUUUUAUUCGCCGUUCUGUAGUUAUUGCCAGGUAUCAUCUUAUGUCUAUUCGACCGUAGCUUACAUGUUGAAAAACUUCAGCGAUGUUCUAUUCACUCGAAUCGACAGCGAAAAUAACGAUUUGCCUUGGCAUUACGUUCCUCUAAGUUACCCUUCUAUAAUGGUUUUCUCGGCCAGCAGUAAAUCGGAAGCCAAACUAUUCUCCAUGAAUGAGGAAUUGACGGUGGAUAAUUUACUGGAUUUCGUGUUGACCAGCAUCGACGUCGAUAUCAAGAUCAAAUUUAUGAUAAACGAAUGCGAAAAGUAUCGUAAAAUUGAACAUCAAGCUGGCUGUGUUGUAUUCGAACGUUGCAUCGAUAACGUGAAAAAUCAUUGUUUACAAUUGAUCAAUAAUCUGGUGCAUAAUUACGUCACUAUCGAUGCGAAUGUUACUUUAACCGCCGAUUUUCCCGAGAAGGCAGAUAACUUAUAUAACGCGUUGAAUUUACUAAAGUCUGUUUAUAUGCAUUUGGAGAAUACAUAACGUUUUAUCAGU
Messenger RNA from Planococcus citri (citrus mealybug), 2525 nucleotides. RefSeq names its product thioredoxin domain-containing protein 11. The coding region runs from base 192 to 2513 and encodes 773 amino acids. Lineage: Eukaryota; Metazoa; Arthropoda; Insecta; Hemiptera; Pseudococcidae. The record is from RefSeq and is a predicted model, not a curated record. The transcript is spliced from 12 exons.